Molecule: messenger RNA, 1188 nt
Organism: Cylindrotheca closterium
Lineage: Eukaryota; Bacillariophyta; Bacillariophyceae; Bacillariales; Bacillariaceae
Source: the annotation of a GenBank genome assembly
AUGGAAUCACUUAAAAAUUGCCGUCAAUACAGUUGGGAGGAAUUCGAUCAACUUGAUUUGAAUUCCAAAAACAAACUUUUUCAGGGCGACGUCCCGCAAGUGUUUCACACAUUGAAUGCCGAACAAUUCGAUCGUGAACUCUUGGAUCGGCUUUACAGCUUGACCAACAUUAUUCGCAGUAUUUCCAAGACUAAGAAUGGCGCAACAUACUUAGCCAACCGCCUUCGAGACAAGCGAGCAAUGCUUUACUUUGCACAGGCCUCGACCCGAACCUAUCUGAGCUUCAAGACAGCUUGUGAUAUCAUGGGGAUCAACUGUACAGAUGUUCGUGAUACUAGUACAAGUUCAGAAGUCAAGGGAGAAUCCUUUUCGGACACGAUUCGAACAUUCAGUUCGUACUUUGAUUUCGUUAUCAUGCGUCAUCCGGAAGAGAGCCAUGCAGAGAAGGCAGCAUGGGUAGUCAACUCGAGUGAUCGUCCCGUUCCCAUUCUCAACGCAGGAUCCGGAAAGGAUCAACAUCCUACACAAGCAUUGUUGGAUAUGUACACCUUGCGUCGUUCCUUUGAAAAGAAUGGCGGUAUGGACGGGAAAACCAUCAUGAUGGCUGGUGAUUUGAAUAGAGGAAGAACUGUUCGGAGUCUGUCCAAGCUGUUGUGUCUGUUUCCUGGAGUCAAAAUUAUUUUUAGUGCACCAGCAGGCUUUGGUAUGCGUGAUGAUGUGCUUCAGUUUUUGGACAAGGAAAAUGUCAAAUACAUUGUAACAGAAGAGUUCGUGCCUCAUCUGUCAAAAGCGGACGCAGUCUACAUGACCCGAAUCCAAGACGAACACGACAAAAACGACGGCACUACCUCCAAACGGUCGUAUGACGACUUUAGUCUCAAGUUUGAGCAUUUGUCGCUUCUCAAACCUUUCUGUGCAAUCUUGCAUCCAUUGCCAAGAAGGGACGAGCUCGACCCGAAGAUUGAUAACGAUCCACGUGCCAAGUAUUGGCGACAGGAGCGCAAUGGGAUGUGGACACGCGCUGCAUUGAUUGCAAUGACUGGGGGAGCAGAACCACAAAUUCAAAAUUACUGGAGGGAUCUCAGCCUUCAAGCCUCCCACACUGGUAUCAUUCAACUUCCAAAAGAAGAAGAUGGCAAGGAAUGGCGUCCUCUACAAAGAAUGAUGACGAAUGACCCUAGAAUGUAG